CCCCGGGUGCGGAGCGGGACUUCGCCUCCCGCCUGGGGUCUGCUUUCAUCUCCAGCUUCAGCGACUCACCCCUGAAUCCCGGCCCCCUACUGAGGCUGGACCAGCCGCCUUUCCGUCUAGGUGACGGUCGGCUGAUGGACAUUCGGAUUGUUUCCAGUUUGGGGCUACUGUGAAUAAAGCUGUUAGGAUCAUUUGGAUACAGUGUUUUCUGGAUUCUGUCCCAGCGGAUCUGUUUCCUGCUCUGUAACUUUCUGGGUUAAUGUUGAGCAUCAUUAGGGAAACUCAGCUGCCACCGGACUGUACACCACCACGAAGGCUUUGGAGAUCUUUUCAGUUAAAAGAAUAAUGACUUUCUUGAAAUGUAAUCCCAGUGGAGCUUGUUUUCUGUGUUGCCUGGAAGAAUCCCUACCUACCAUCAGCAGUUCUUCAGAGACCUUGUAAAAGCCUCUCUACAUCAAGCAACUGAGUGACUCUGGGUUGCUCAGGGAGACCUUAAGAAUUGUGGAUAUCAAUUCACCUGGAAGAUUCAACCACUGCUACUCAGAGCUACUGCUGAAAUACCAUGUCUAAGAACUCGGAGUUCAUCAACCUGUCAUUUUUAUUAGAUCAUGAGAAGGAGAUGAUCCUGGGAGUCCUAAAGAGAGAUGAAUAUUUGAAAAAAGUAGAGGACAAGAGAAUAAGGAAGCUGAAAAAUGAACUCUUGGAAGCAAAACGUAGAAGUGGGAAGACUCAGCAAGAGACCAGCAGGGUCUGUGCUCACUGUCAGCGAAACCUGGGCUUGAUAUUUGACCGCGGAGACCCGUGCCAGGCCUGCUCACUCAGGGUGUGCGGCCAGUGCCGGGUCUCAGGCCUUGAUGGCAGCUGGCGGUGCACCAUCUGUGCCAAAGUCGCGCAGCUAAGGAUUGUAACUGGUGAAUGGUUUUUUGAAGAAAAGGCAAAGCGUUUCAAGCACGUCAGUGUUCUGGGCACUGAUGUCGUCCGACAGUCCAUCUUAAGAAGAAGUCCAGGAGCUGAAGAAAUACAAAGCCAAGAACAAACCCACCAGAACGCAGAAAAGUCAGACACUUCGCUUUCUGCUGGGCGGAAGGCCAGCCACGAUGGGCCCAGGAAAAAGGGAUUUCUUCUUAGCAAGUUCAGAUCAGCAACCAGAGGAGAAAUUGUAACUUCAAAAACUGAAAGUGGGCGGAGCUACAGCUUGGACUUAGACAGCCAAAAUUUUCGGAGUUUAAAGUCAGCCCCUGGUUCAGACAGGGGAAGCACUGGUUCAUCAGAUUUCAACGAGCAGGAAGCUGGUCCUGGGACUCCAAGGAGCUUCCGGAGCAAUGGUGUGACCCCAGUCACUCAGAGGUCACCGGCCCCAAGCACACGCAGCGUGACCUCAGUCAGCAGUCGAAAGGAACACGGUUUUGAAAAUUCCAUGGAUUUGGCUGCCAUUGAAAGCACCUCUGAGGGUCUCACGAAGAGUCAUCACCGAAGAACUUCCGGCACACCUUCCAUAGCAGUGUCCAGGGCCUCCCUCUCCUCAGACCGGAGUCGAUCUGAGUUAGAUUUGAGUGGGUCAUUUACAGAAGACUUAGAGGAUACUGUAAGCAUAAGAAGCAAGUCUGUCCCUGGGGCUUUAGACAAAGACUUGGACUACUUGGAAGAGACGGAAGAAGGCAUUGAUGACUUAGCGUCCUCUCGGUUUUCUGCAAACACCCACAGUCUAGCAAGCGGCCUGUCAACCAAUUCUCAAGCAGGCUCUGACAGGAAGUGGACCUACCUAAGUGUGCCUGACGCUGACUCAGACACUACCAGCCUGAACAGCAUGAUGAGUGUUUACAGUGAAACAGGAGACUAUGGCAAUGUGAAGGUCAGUGGGGAAAUCCUUCUCCACAUCAGCUACUGCUACAAAACUGGCGGGCUCUACAUUUUUGUCAAGAAUUGCAGAAAUCUGGCCAUAGGAGAUGAAAAGAAACAGAGGACAGAUGCUUAUGUCAAGUCAUACCUUCUUCCUGACAAGUCUAGAAAUAAUAAGCGCAAGACCAAAAUCAGAACAGGCACCAAUCCAGAAUUCAAUGAAACACUAAAGUAUACCAUCAGCCACAGCCAGCUGGAAACGAGAACUCUGCAGCUCUCAGUCUGGCAUUACGAUCGAUUUGGACGGAACAGCUUCCUUGGGGAGGUGGAGAUUCCUUUUGACUCAUGGAACUUUGAAAAUCCAAGUGAUGAGUGGUUUGUGCUUCAGCCCAAGGUGGAAUUUGCUGCUGAUAUUGGCCUUCAGUACAAAGGAGAGCUGACAGUCAUUUUACGUUACAUACCCCCGGAGGAGAACCUGACACUUCCACUAGGACAGCUUCAAGGAAAGAAGACCUUUAAACGAGGAAAGAAGAAGGAUUCUCCUGUCAUCUCUGGAGGAAUCCUAGAAGUGUUCAUCAAAGAGGCAAAGAAUUUGACAGCGGUGAAAUCAGGAGGCACUUCUGAUAGCUUUGUGAAGGGCUACCUGCUCCCUGAUGAUAGCAAAGCCACCAAGCACAAAACUCUGGUAAUAAAAAAGAGUGUUAACCCUCAGUGGAAUCAUACUUUCAUGUUCACUGGCCUGCAUCCCCAGGAUUUAAAGAAUGUUUGCCUAGAACUUACCGUCUGGGACAAGGAGGCCUUUUCCAGCAACAUCUUUCUGGGAGGAGUUCGUUUGAAUUCUGGAAGCGGUGUGAGCCAUGGGCAGACCGUGGGUUGGAUGGACUCUCAGGGGGAAGAGCAACGCCUCUGGCAGAAGAUGACGGACAAUCCUGGGACUCCGGUAGAGGGCGUACUCAUGCUCCGUGCCAGCAUGGGCAAGAGUAAGCUCUGAAGGUAAAAGCACAGAGUGUGCUCUCCAGCCCAGCAUCUCAGCUUCUCAGAAGAGGCCAUGGCCUUGCCUGGAGGAUCCUACUCAUAAUUUGGAGCAGCCCUCAAUUUUCCCUCAGUUGAAUCAGACAAGUUGUAAAGGGACAUGGGCAACCUUACAAGCCUGACUUUAUCCAUUCAGUUUGUAAAUAGCACCUGCAGGAUAUGUGGAAGAUCCAGUGUAUCAGCUCUCAUUUUGCAUAUGUUGUUACUGUCAUUGGAAUUAUCAGGAUGUAGAUUUUCCAGGUCACAAAAGCACCAACAGCAAAGAUAUUUUGAUGGGGCUUUUUAUUUUGGCGUCCUUUUCCUUAAGAAAUUUAAACAAAUAUAUGACCAGUCAUCAUUAAGUAUUGAUACAUAACUAAUGUGUGAAUUGAGCCCCCCUGAUUCACAAUAAUAUCAGCAGCAGCAUCACCUGCUACCCCAAGGUUUCUAUUGUGCAGGGGAGGAGAAACCUGUGGAAAAAAUAAGGGCAAAGCCCACUUUUAGAAGCAAAGUGGAUGAAGAUACCAAGUCCCAGAAGCACCACAGAAAGAAAUACUGUGGCAUUUUGGGCUGCGAUCAGUGUUUGUUUUUUCUCCCAUGUAGAUACUUCACACUAAACUGAGCAUUGCCUUUAGAAGUUGGCAGAAGGGCUUUCCUCCCACAAUGGUAUAUUUAUGGCCUCUGAAAUUAAAGAAAAUAAAUAGGACGAGGAAGUUUAUACAGGCCAAACUAUAACAAAAAUCAGAUCUUGCAAGGUUUGAGCAAGAGCCGUGGAAAUUGGGCCACAUCAAGGAUUCCAAAAGAUUAUCUGAAUCAUCUGGGGUGCGAAUUUAAUACAUUGAUUCCAGAGCAUUGCUCCAAACCUACUGAACAAAAUCUCCAGAAAACUUCAUCAUUUUUAUCGAGCUUCUUAGGUGAUUCUAAUACAAGUGGAUCACAGUUUGAGAAAGACUGCAUUAGAGGACAAAUUAUCUUGACUAUAUUAUUUGGACCAACUCUACAUCAUGAUGACAGAUUGGCUUUGGCUAACCUGGACAUUAUUAAUUGCAAGGCAACCAUGGUGAGGUGGAAGGAGCCUAAACUUGAACUCAGAUUGACAUAAGCUCAAGUCUUGACUAUUUACUAGCCAUGUGACCUCAGUCAAGUUAAUUAUCCAAUCUAGGCCUUGAUCUAGUUGCCUGUAUAAUAGGGAUAAUUGGGCUGCCUUGUAGUAAUUGAAGAUAUCAAAUGAGGUAAUAUAUGUGAAUAUGCUUUGUAAAUUUUAACCCACUGUGAAAAAAAAAAGUCAUUAUUAGUGAUCUAGAGAUAGCAAUCUGUAGUUCAUAAUCUCUUAGGCCCUUCUUUUCCUGGGUGCUUGGCUAGGUCUUAAUCAUUCUAUGUACAAUGAAGUGGUCUCCAGUGUACAGCAACAAUACAAAAAAAACCCCCUAACUUUGCUAUGUCACGCAUUGUGGAAUUUCCUACUGCAUCUGAUUAGAUAGUAAGUUUUGCAAAAGUGUUUAAUUUGAGGGAGAGAAAAACUGGUCAGUUUUUUGUUAAGAUGUUGUGGAACCCAUAAGCAAACUAUCUUUGCACCCUUUUCCUUAACGUUCUUUCAGUGUAAUGACCAUCUCUUUCUAUGGCCCAUUGCUUAUCCCCUAUGUCAGGGAGAUCAAACCUACCUUCUUCACAGGGAUGUUGUUCAGAAUCACACUUUUCAUCUACAGAAGGAAAUUUACCAUUCUCUCAAAAGAAAUUCCAUAGAAAUACAAACUGCUGUUGCAUUAUGAGGAAUACAUAGUGUUUCAAAUAUUAGCGAUUGUACCUCAUUUACCACAUUAGAAUUUAUUGAACUAUUCCAGCAGAGGGUUCCUUUCAUACUUGGAAAAGGGAGGUAGAAUAUAUAGUUAGUAUUGCCUAUAAGUGACAAAAUAUGCAUAUAGGGAGUAGAUCAUACUUUUCUUUCCAGUAUUUCAGCACAAGAGGAUAAUUGUCUCUAAUCAUUUUCCUUUUUCUCUGAUUGAGGCAGACACUAAUAAAACAAGUAAAAUAUUUUAUUAUAAUAGUUAUAGCAAAAGUUUAAAUCAUGGGCGUUUGCUGAGGAAAAAAAGUCCAUAGAAGGGCAGAGAACUAGAUAUGGAUUUGAAUCAAAAUAUUUUCUUUUUAUCCCUUUAUUGUUAGAUCUGCUUACUUUGGGAAAGGAAUCUGAUUGUCCUUUCUAAGCAUGUUUUUCUACUUAGCCACAGGUUCAUUUUGUCUUCAGAAAGUUGAAACUUGUUUGUGCAGAUCCAUGGGAAUUGAUGAGUCCUAACAGUAAAAUUUUUUAAAUCUUUCACAUUUUAAAUCUUUCACAUUUGGAAACAAGGAAGGAAGGGAGCCAUUCCACCACAAAACAGUUGAUGUCAGUCAUUUAUGUUUGAACUGUAGUUAGAGCGAUUGAGUGUUGGGAAUAUAUUUUCUUUUCCAUCCUUUCCAAUAUUCAUUAUUCAUAAAUCGACAUUUUUGAAGAGAGAUCAUUGGCUUUCAGUUGAUAUGAAGAAAGAAAUGUCUAGACUUUCCUGAAUCUUCUUGCUUUUGACCUUCUUCACUACCCACAAUUAAUUUGUCCUCCUUGAUUCCUAAAUAUCAUCUUACAUUGUGCCUCUGACUGAUGGGGUGCAGCCCAGAACCUUAGGAGAUGCCCUCAAUGCUUUAUGCCACUUGGAUUAAUAGGAAUGUUAUUAUUAAUUUUCAGCUCUUUCCUAUCACCUCCGAACCCAGCUCUGUUAGAGUCAUUUGUUUGCAAAGCAUCUGAAUGCACAAAGCCAGGCUGGGGGGAAGGGAGUUGCCCUGGCUGCUUCCCAGGGUGUCAAAUUUUAAGGGGUACCAAACAUCCCUGAAAAGGUAAUGAGGUGGGGAACUCCUCUCAAGAAAAGUAUGGUAUUAGCAGGAAGAAAUAAUGUCUGCUUGAGUAGAUAAGUGAGGAGGGGACCCCAUAGCUGAAGAGCAAUUCAUGGUUGAUGAAAGACAGGUCUGAUUAGAGACAGGGUUUCUGUUUUGCUGAAUGGGGGAUAUAACUUGGUCUAGGCAUGAAUUGCUAAGGACAUAGGGAAAAGGGGGUUUGCCUCCACUGGAGAUUCCCCUCCAUUGGAGAUUUCCUUUAUCCCUUCCACCAGGCAGGAUUCCUCAAAAUCAACGGUGUACAAAUAUUUAAAGAACCUCUGAGACGGGCACCACAUCAUCGGGGCAAGAACUGGCCCAACUCUGAAUGCGCUAGGUCCCCAUUCCUGGAUUGAGUGUAGUUGUCACAGGCAGGCUGCUUUGCUCUGGGCCUGAAGAUGAGUCCAAGGGUUUAGUGGACUGGGGAGGGAAGACACACUUUCAAUACCCUAAGGACAGCUGAGGAUCACUGGGUUACUGGGACAUUGGAAUGGCAGCUCUCCUUGGGAAGAAGCAUGAGCGGUAAUUUUCCAAACUCUGCCAGUGACCAGGUCACCUAUAUCUGCCUUGUCCCUGGCACCCGCCUGCUUUGGCUGCCAAUUUACUCUCCUAAGCUCCUGCUCUGAUACGAAGUUGAUCUCUUUGUUUGUUUUUAAAUUAAUCGACUUUAGACUGAGAAGUUAGAGCAGUAUUAGGUUUACAGAAAAAUUAAGCAGAAAGUAAGAGUUCCCAUAUACUACCACUCCCCUCCCCCUGCAGGUGUCUCCUGUAAUUAACAUCUUUCGUUGGUGUGGUAUGCUUAUUAUAAUUGAUUAACCAAUAUUGGUACAUUAUUAUUAAUUAAAGUCCAUAGUUUAUAUUAGGGUUCAUUCUUGGUGUUUCACAGUUGUAUGGGUUUUAAGAAGUGCCUAAUAUCAUGUAUCCACAAUUACAUUAUCAUACAGAAUCAUUUUGCUGCCCUAAAAAUCCCCUGUGCUCCAACCUCUUGCAACCACUGGUCUUUUUUACUGUCUCUAUAGUUUUGCCUUUUUUCAGAAUGUCAUAUAGUUGGAAUCAUACAGGAUAUAGCCUCCUCUGGCUUGCUUCUUUCACUUAUUGAUAUGCAUUUAAGGUUCCUCCAUGCCUUUUUGUGGCUUGGUAACUCAUUUAUGUCUUUUUUUUCAUUGUGGGAAGAGCACUUAACGUGAGAUCUACCCUCUUAACAAAUUUUUAAGUGCACGAUACAGUAUCACUGUUUUUUGGCAGGGGGGGGAGAGAGAGAGAAGGUUAAAAGAUCUAAGAAACAAUAAUAUUUUUAAAAUUCCCUUGGGAAUUCCCUGGCGGUCCAGUGGUUAGGAUUCUGUGCUCUCACUGUCAAGGGCCCGGGUUCAAUCCCUGGUCAGGGAACUAAGAUCCCACAAGCCUCACGGCCAAAAAAAAAGAAAGAAAAUUCCCUGGAGAUGAUGGGAGGUCUACAUUCAUUUUGCUAGUUUUCUUGGUUCUAUUGUUGGCUACAAAUGACUGUUCCUAUUUACUUGUCUUGCCACAUAUAGUACAAAAUUAGUAGCAAUGCUUAAACACUUAACAUGCCUACUUCUAAGCUUCUGUAUGGAAUAUGCACCCCAGACCAAAGCUUUGUGCCACUCUGUACUUACUGCAAAGUGUAAUGUCUUUUUCAUUAAAUUCACUUUCCUAAGAUC
Messenger RNA from Balaenoptera acutorostrata (minke whale), 7427 nucleotides. It is a transcript of the gene SYTL5, whose product is annotated as synaptotagmin like 5. Gene Ontology annotation, molecular function: small GTPase binding; phospholipid binding; neurexin family protein binding. Gene Ontology annotation, biological process: exocytosis; intracellular protein transport. The coding region runs from base 563 to 2830 and encodes 755 amino acids. The transcript has 20 exons. Gene Ontology annotation, cellular component: exocytic vesicle; plasma membrane. The record is from RefSeq and is a predicted model, not a curated record. Lineage: Eukaryota; Metazoa; Chordata; Mammalia; Artiodactyla; Balaenopteridae.